AUGGCCGACUUACAAGGACGCAAAGUAUUCAAGGUUUUCAACCAGGACUUUAUCGUGGACGAACGGUAUACGGUCACCAAGGAAUUGGGCCAAGGAGCCUAUGGUAUCGUUUGUGCCGCCGUCAACAAUCAGACCAAUGAAGGAGUUGCCAUCAAAAAGGUCACCAAUGUCUUUAGCAAGAAGAUUCUCGCCAAGCGCGCCCUGCGCGAGAUCAAGCUGCUGCAGCAUUUCCGAGGCCAUCGCAACAUAACAUGUCUGUACGACAUGGACAUUCCCCGUCCCGACAACUUCAACGAAACAUAUCUAUAUGAAGAGCUCAUGGAAUGCGAUCUUGCUGCCAUCAUCCGCUCCGGACAACCCUUGACCGACGCCCAUUUCCAAUCCUUCAUCUACCAAAUCCUUUGCGGUCUCAAGUACAUCCACUCGGCCAAUGUAUUGCACCGUGAUCUCAAGCCCGGAAACCUGCUGGUCAAUGCCGACUGCGAGCUCAAGAUUUGCGACUUUGGCCUGGCCAGAGGUUUUUCAGUCGAUCCCGAGGAGAAUGCUGGUUACAUGACCGAAUAUGUUGCCACGAGAUGGUACCGUGCUCCCGAGAUUAUGUUGAGCUUCCAAAGCUACACAAAAGCCAUCGACGUAUGGUCUGUUGGAUGUAUUCUGGCUGAAUUGCUUGGCGGCCGUCCCUUCUUCAAGGGCAGAGACUAUGUCGACCAGCUCAACCAGAUCUUGCACAUCCUGGGUACCCCCAAUGAGGAAACCUUGUCGCGAAUCGGUUCUUCUCGUGCCCAAGAGUAUGUGCGCAACCUGCCGUACAUGGCCAAGAAGCCCUUCCAGCAGCUCUUCCCCAACGCGAACCCCGAUGCCCUCGACCUCCUCGACCGCAUGCUUGCGUUUGACCCCUCUUCCCGCAUCUCCGUCGAGGAAGCGCUCCAGCACCCUUACCUCAAGAUUUGGCACGACGAGACGGACGAGCCCGAUUGUCCGACCACCUUCAACUUUGAUUUUGAAGUUGUCGACGACGUUGGCGAUAUGCGAAAGAUGAUCCUGGACGAAGUCUAUCGCUUCAGACAGCACGUCAGAACGGCACCAUCGGGGGCUGGGCAGCCUGGUGCUGGACAACAGCCCGGCGCCGGCCAAGUCCCAUUGCCAAGCGGACAACAGCAGUGGACCAGCGAAGAUCCCAGGCCACAAGAAUACCAGGGCCAGGCCGGUGGUCUGGAAGCCGAGCUGGCAGGUGGACUGGACAGGCGAUAG
This is a messenger RNA of Pestalotiopsis fici W106-1, 1251 nucleotides long. Its product is annotated as Mitogen-activated protein kinase spm1. The record is from RefSeq and is a predicted model, not a curated record. Gene Ontology annotation, molecular function: ATP binding; MAP kinase activity. Gene Ontology annotation, biological process: intracellular signal transduction; protein phosphorylation. The coding region runs from base 1 to 1251 and encodes 416 amino acids. Gene Ontology annotation, cellular component: cytoplasm; nucleus. NCBI's taxonomy places the organism in Eukaryota, Fungi, Ascomycota, Sordariomycetes, Amphisphaeriales, Sporocadaceae. The transcript is spliced from 5 exons.